Molecule: messenger RNA, 3099 nt
Organism: Gambusia affinis (western mosquitofish)
Lineage: Eukaryota; Metazoa; Chordata; Actinopteri; Cyprinodontiformes; Poeciliidae
Product: extracellular calcium-sensing receptor-like
Exons: 9
Coding region: 730-3099 (789 amino acids)
Biological process (GO): G protein-coupled receptor signaling pathway
Cellular component (GO): membrane
Molecular function (GO): G protein-coupled receptor activity
Source: RefSeq, a predicted model, not a curated record
GGGCUGUGCCCGGCCGGGCUCCAUGGGUAAAAGACCGGCCACCAGACACUCGCCGUCAUGCCCCCCCUCCAGGCCUGGCUCCAGAGUGGAGCCCCGGUAACCCGCGUCCUGGCGAGGGAACACGUAUUCCAAAGUUUGUAUCCAUUAUCGGGCUCGAUCUAAAAUUAAAAACAAACAUACACAAUCAUGCUGAAACCAUUUCUCCCAUUUUUUGUCUACCUUGAACAGUCAGCAACAUCAUUUGAAAACCUAAUCAAUGGUCAUGACAAACAAUCUUACAAUUUCUUCAGGUUUUGUGCAAACAUAUGUCUUGUUUGCCUCAUCCAGGGUAAAUAAAAGAAGUGAAAAACAAUAUGUACAUUUGUGCUGCAUUGUGGCACUCACGUUCUCAUUGUGUUCUUCAUCUUACAUUUAGUUGAAUCUUGGAAAAAGUAAAACAGGUCAUUUAGUUCAGGAGUAAAAUAUUGACUUUCUGACUACUUUUCUAUACUUUCAGCUGAGUUUAGCAGACCUUUUCUUGAUACGUUCAAAAGAGAAAAAAAAAAAACAAAAAUGUUUGCACAUCAGCUAUUGUGAUAUUUUUGAUGAAAGUAAAAAUCAAUUCACACUCGUGUUUCGUCUACAGCAUUUCUGGAUGGAGGGAGGCGUGAGUGAUGACGUGAUUUUGCACAUAAAUUCAUGCACUCUUGAAUGAACAAUAUAAACAUGUGCUAAAGGAGGAGGAGAGUUAUGGAGGCUUCACUUUACACACGUUUCCUCUUGACUCUCGGUUUCGCAUCCGUGGCCUCCUCCACUGAUUCACCUUGCAGUUUGCUGAGAGGUUUCCGCCUCAAUGAAAUGCACACACCAGGUGAUGUGGUUCUGGGUGGGCUGUUUGAGGUGCACUACACUUCUCUUUUCCCCGACAUCACAUACACCUCCGAGCCAGAGCAACCGAUCUGUGAAGGUUUUGACACUCUAGGUUUUAGAGAUGCCAUGACCAUGGCCUUUGCCGUUGAGGAGAUCAACAAGAACCCCGACCUGCUGCCAAACCUGACCCUGGGAUACAGCCUGUAUGAUAACUGCGGUGCGCUUGUUAUUGGCUUCAGCGGCGCCUUAUCUCUGGCCAGCGGCCAGGAAGAGGGGAUUUCACCUCAGGAGAACUGUUCAGGGACUCCUCCAAUUCUUGCCAUCGUUGGUGAUUCCUAUUCAACAUUUUCAAUAGCAAUUGCCAAUGUGUUGGGUUUGUUCAAAUUACCAAUUGUGAGUUAUUUUGCCACAUGUUCAUGCCUGAGUGACCGUCAGCAGUUUCCGUCCUUCUUCAGAACAAUCCCAAGUGACGCUUUCCAGGUGAACGCCGUGAUUCAAAUUCUGAAGCACUUCGGCUGGACGUGGGUCGGCCUGCUGGUUACCAACGAUGAUUACGGGUUCUAUGUGGCCCAGUCUUUUCAGUCGAGCCUCUCGCAGCAGGAUGCAGCUUGUCUGGCGUAUGUGGAGGUUUUGCCCUGGGAUAGCAAACCAGGCGAACUUAAGAGAAUUGUAAAUUUGAUCAAGACGUCAACGGCUCGAGUUGUCAUCGUGUUUGCUCAUGAGAUUCACACGGUUAGGCUGAUAGACGAGGUAGUAGAACAAAAUGUCACUGGCCGACAAUGGAUAGCAAGUGAAGCGUGGACAUCAGCAGCUGUACUCCAGAUUCCCCGCUUCAUUCCUUUCCUUGGUGGCACUCUGGGUAUCGCUAUUCGUCGAGGGGAAAUACCAGGGCUCAGAGACUUUCUACUACGAACCCAUCCAAAUAAAAACAACAACCACGAGACUAAUCUGGUGAGACAGUUCUGGGAACACACGUUUCAGUGUAAAUUUGAACCAGCCGAAGGGGAAGAAGAUGAUAAAGCUCAGUGCACUGGUGAUGAAGAUCUUGAACAGGUUGAGACUGAGCUUUUGGAUGUGUCCAACCUCAGACCUGAGUAUAACGUUUACAAAGCGGUGUAUGCUCUGGCUCAUGCUCUUGAUGAGAUGCUGCAUUGUGAGCCAGGCAAAGGACCCUUUGUUGAUCGGACCUGCGCGGCUCUGCAAAGUCUGGAGCCGUGGCAGCUUUUGCAUUAUUUACAGAAAGUCAAUUUCACCACGCCGUUUGGUGAUCAAGUGUUGUUUGAUGAAAAUGGUGACGCCUUGCCUAUAUAUGAUGUCAUGAACUGGGUGUGGCUCCCGGAUGGAGGAACCAAAAUCCAUAACGUUGGCGAAGUGAAGAAGUCUGCCUUCGGAAGGGAAGAGCUCGUACUUAACGAAAACUUGAUCUUUUGGAACUUUGAGUCAAAACAGCCACCCCAGUCAGCAUGCAGUGAAAACUGUCCUCCAGGUACACGGAUGGCAAGAAAAAAGGGCCAGCCUGUCUGCUGCUUUGACUGCAUUCCCUGUUCUGAUGGAAAGAUCAGCAACGGAUCUAAUGCCAGAGAGUGCAUCAGUUGUCCAGAGGACUUCUGGUCCAGCCCACAGCGAGAUCACUGUCUCCCUAAAAAGACUGAGUUCCUGUCCUACCAUGAACCACUUGGGAUUUGUUUAACAACCACCUCACUGCUGGGCACAUUCAUCUGCGCUGUUGUUCUGGGGAUCUUCAUCUAUCACCGCAGUACACCGAUAGUACGAGCCAACAACUCAGAACUCAGUUUCCUGCUCCUGGUGUCACUCAAGUUGUGCUUCCUGUGUUCGCUGCUGUUCAUCGGACGACCCAGACUGUGGACAUGUCAACUGAGACACGCUGUAUUUGGGAUCAGCUUUGUGCUCUGUGUGUCCUGCAUCCUGGUUAAAACCAUGGUGGUUCUGGCUGUGUUCAAAGCCUCCAAGCCAGGAGGGGGAGCCAGUCUCAAGUGGUUCGGUCCAACACAGCAGCGAGGAACUGUCUUCGCUCUCACUUGCAUUCAAGCGGCGGUGUGCACUGUUUGGAUCGUCUCUGCUUCACCGAUGCCACAUAAAAACACUCAGUACCAAAAUGACAAAAUAGUUUAUGAGUGCGAAGUUGGUUCAACCUUUGGAUUUGCUGUUCUACUUAGUUACAUUGGUUUACUAGCUUCCAUUAGCUUUGUGUGCUAUGAUGGGCAGAGGAAUCACAUUUUUUUCUCCUAA